GCCCCAGCAUGCCGCCCCAGCCCCGUAGGAGCCCGCAUGCUGCCCCGGCCCCCGGCACGCCGCGCUAGCCCCCAGCCAGGGCGCAGGGAGGCGCGGAGGCCAUGGCCAGCCACGUGGACCUGCUGACUGAACUGCAGCUGCUGGAGAAGGUGCCCACGUUGGAGCGGCUGCGCGCCGCCCAGAAGCGCCGGGCCCAGCAGCUGAAGAAGUGGGCGCAAUACGAGCAGGACCUGCAGCAUCGCAAGCGCAAGCAUGAGCGGAAGCGCAGCACGGGCGGCCGGCGAAAGAAGGUGUCCUUCGAGGCCAGCGUGGCCCUGCUGGAGGCCUCGCUUAGGAACGACGCCGAGGAAGUGCGCUACUUCCUGAAGAAUAAGGUCAGCCCUGAUUUGUGUAACGAAGAUGGACUCACCGCCCUGCACCAGUGCUGCAUCGACAACUUUGAGGAAAUUGUCAAGCUGCUCCUUUCCCACGGUGCCAACGUGAACGCCAAGGACAACGAACUGUGGACGCCUCUGCAUGCCGCGGCCACCUGCGGCCACAUUAACCUGGUGAAGAUCCUCGUUCAGUAUGGAGCCGACUUGCUCGCUGUCAACUCUGAUGGGAACAUGCCCUAUGACCUCUGUGAGGAUGAGCCCACCCUGGAUGUCAUCGAGACGUGCAUGGCGUACCAGGGCAUCACCCAGGAGAAAAUCAACGAGAUGCGGGCAGCUCCCGAGCAGCAGAUGAUUUCAGACAUUCACUGUAUGAUCGCAGCUGGCCAGGACCUUGACUGGGUAGAUGCCCAGGGGGCCACACUGCUGCACAUAGCCGGAGCCAACGGAUACCUGCGGGCAGCCGAGCUCCUCCUGGACCAUGGUGUACGCGUGGAUGUGAAGGACUGGGAUGGCUGGGAGCCCCUGCAUGCGGCUGCCUUCUGGGGACAGAUGCAGAUGGCGGAGCUGUUGGUGUCCCAUGGGGCCAGUCUCAGUGCUAGGACGUCCAUGGAUGAGAUGCCAAUUGACCUGUGUGAAGAGGAGGAGUUCAAAGUCCUGCUGUUGGAGCUGAAACACAAGCAUGAUGUGAUCAUGAAGUCGCAGCUGAGGCAUAAGUCAUCUUUGAGCAGGAGGACGUCCAGUGCAGGCAGCCGAGGGAAGGUGGUACGUCGAGCCAGCCUGUCCGACAGGACCAACCUGUACAGGAAGGAGUAUGAGGGAGAGGCUAUACUCUGGCAGCAGCGGAGCGCAUCUGAGGAUCAGCGGAACUCUACCUACAACGGGGACGUCAGGGAGACCAGGACAGACCAAGAGAAUAAGGACCCGAACCCCAGGCUGGAGAAGCCCGUGCUGCUCUCCGAGUUUCCCACCAAGAUCCCACGCAGCGACAUGGACGUGCCUGUUGAGAACGGCCUCCGGGCUCCGGUCAGCACCUACCAGUAUGCGCUGUCCAACGGGGACGUCUGGAAAGUGCACGAGGUGCCCGACUACAGCAUGGCCUAUGGCAACCCUGGCGUGGCCGACGCCACCCCGUCCUGGAGUGGCUACAAGGAACAGAGCCCCCAGACGCUUCUGGAGCUGAAGAGGCAGCGGGCUGCGGCCAAGCUGCUCAGCCACCCCUUCCUGAGCACCCACCUGGGCAGCGGCGUGUCCAGGACGGGCGAGGGAAGCAGCGAAGGCAAGGCCCCCUUGAUCGGAGGCAGAACUUCUCCAUACAGCAGCAACGGGACCUCGGUGUAUUACACGGUCACCAGUGGAGACCCCCCGCUCUUGAAGUUCAAGGCCCCCAUAGAGGAGAUGGAGGAGAAGGUCCAUGGCUGCUGCCGUAUCUCCUAGUCUCUGUGGGAUGGAGGAGAGAGAUGCAUGGGGAGAGGGAUCCUGGAAUCCAGGCCAGCCCAGCAGCCCUGGCUGGGGGUGGGCGGGGGGGCAGCUGGGGUGGGAAGGGGGAGGUGGGCUCUGCAUUCCUCUGGAACGCAGAGCCCACCUCUCAGCCAGCUGCCCAUAGCAUCACCACUUCCCAUGGUUCUGCUUCUUGCCGCAUUGUCUGCCAUCAAAAAACAGGGCCCGUCGUGGCUUCCUGACUCAUCCUGCUGUCAGAUUUUGGGAGGGCGAGCUGGGAUUCCAGUUCUGUUGUUGGUCAAGGCUUCUCUGGACCCGUACUCACAUGUCAUAUAUCAACACACACACACAUACACGCUCACACUCAAUCAAUGUGUAAGAAUGACACAACUGGGCUCAUGGGAAGCAGGUGGAACUGAGAAUUUGUGAGCUCUUCCUAAGAGGACUGAGGUUAAGAUUCAGAGUUUGUCACCACUGCCAACAUGGCUUUAGCAGGGGAGGAGGCCUGCUAAGCUGAGACUCGUCUUCCUGCCCAGAGUCCUGCCAGGGCUUGGUAUCAUCAUCCCUGUCUGGCAGGAGCAGGAGGUCUUCUCUGUGUUCAGAGGGAGCUAAGGGAAAGAAUCUGCCUGCAAUGCAGGAGAUGGGGGUUUGGACCCCUGGUCCAAAAGAUUCCCCGAAGAAGGGAAUGGCAACCCACCACUCCAGUAUUCUUGCCUGGAGAAUUUCAUGGACAGAGGAGCCUGGUGGGCUGCAGUUCAUGGGGUCGCAAAAAGUCAGACACAACUGAGCGACCGACACUUUCACUUUGAUGAACCCACAGCGGGUGGAUGAGAUGGGUGUAGACCUCCUCCCCACGGCCUUGCCCGUGCCCAGAGCCAUCUGUGUAAGCACCCAGGGGCCAAGGUAGAACGCCAGGUAAUUCUGCUCCUGGAAUAAUCCAAAUCUAUUUUGCUCUUGGAUGGAAGCAUCAAAAUGUGGCGAGGAGAGGGAAAAAAGGUAGCAUUUUCAAAAGUGUGUUGGAUAAAAUAAUUCUUUUAGACUGUAAAACUCCAGGUUGGGGAGGGAUUGCUGAAUUAGCUUUCUUUCACAGACAAUAUCAUGAUCACUAGGUUUUAGUGACUGGUAUUGAAAAAAAAAAUGAAGCUAAGGGAGAAGCUUCAGUUGGAAGGGCUUUUCCAGGGAGAGAGGUGAGUUCAUGUUUUUAAUUUCUACAAGCAUCUCUGUUCAGAUGACAGAACCCAGUGCCCUGGCCGAGCUUUGUGACUGGUCAGAUGGUUUCAGUCCAGCCUGUCUCACCCAGUCCUCCUCAGACUGAGCCAUCAAAGUGAGCAGUGGGGGGGCUGCUGUGGUCCCCACCUCUCCCAGGGUGAAUGUUCAGGACUCCCAGCCCAGCUUUGCUUUUUUAGGAAUGCCUGGUGACAUGGGUUUUCCAGUUGGCUCUUGUGAACUCCUGUCUGGCCCAGGGGCUGCUAUCCUGCUCCUGCCCAAGCCUGCAGAUCCAAGGUGCCCAUCUGUGGUCCAGCAUCGUGCACUGCAUUCAAGUGGUGCUGCUGGAGUUGGGUCUUGCGCCAGCUUUACGAUUUCAUGGCCCCCAACCUUUCUGAUGCUGAGGAGGGAAGACUACGAGGGACAGGAUGUCUGCCACCUUUCCACUGCAUCCUCUCAUGAGCCCUUUGAAAUUGUUGCCCACGAGUUGGGCACUGUCCACGGGCUUGGCCAAAGCUUACUGGUGUAACUAACUAGCUGCAGGUCUGUUUCCUGCUCUGCACGCCUUUUACUUGUCCAAAAACUACCUCUUUAGAGCUCUGAAGGGGGCCCCUGAGGUCCAGAUUCGGAAAUUUGGAGGACAAAUCUGGAUUUCCUUUAAUCCUUUUCUUUCUGAGCCUAUGAGAAAUUCUCCCUGUGAGACAUCUGGGCCAGAGGUUGGGGCUGGGGGGGGCCCCCUUGUGCCACAACGCUAGCAAGGGGAUCCGCUGUUUGUCCCAGUCCUCCACUGUGGCCCCCAGGCCUCCUGUAGCCCAGAGGCAGAGCUCGAUCCCAAGGGCUCUGGCUGAUGCUUCACCAGGCGCAGGGCAGCUGGGCCGGAGAGCAGGGGCCUCAGGAGUCACUCCGCCCCUGGUGGCUCCUGGAUGCAGGGAGAGUCACAGCAUCAGACAACUUCCACCCCAGUUUCAGGGCGGAUCUAGUGUAGGGUGGAAAGUCAGGUCAGGUGACUGCAGACAGCUGUGCAUGAUGCCUGCCACAUCUCUGGAGUCUGGGGCUGGCGCUCUUAUCAUCUCAUCCUAUGACUGGGUCAGGGCAGGAAUGAUCCAAAACACGCAUACCUUUAGGCUUUAAAAACAGUGUUCAGAUGAGACUGACACUGGAAUUCAUUUUGAGCUAUGAGCUGGGAGGUCCCGAGGGAAGCCACACGCUCCUAGGAGACAGCCGUGCAGGUUUUCGGAUCUGUUUGCUCAGAGGCCAGAGACUGAAGGCAUUUAUUGCCCCUUCUGAGUCCUCUGGCUAUUUCCUCCCUUCCUCCCUUGCUUCCUGCCUCCUGGGCCACUGUCUCCCACCCAGAGGGCUGGGAAUCCCAGCUGAUUGCCCGACAGGAGCCAACUGCAGGCUCUUGGGCAUUAGCUCAUAUUUUCAGUCAGGGAUAAACCAUUUCCAUCAAGUCCCAGGGGAACUUUCCCUGUGGAUCUCCUUGGUGUCGAGGGACAAGCUGGGGCCAAGGUCAUUGAGUUUUUCACUCUGUAGUUUAUUGAGUAGCUGAGGCUCACCAGGCACUGUGUUAGGCUCUGGGGAUAAAGGAGGAAUGAGGUAGACUGAGGACACUGCUCUUUACAGUUCUCAUCCUUGGAGGACCACGAGUACCAGCAACCCCCAUUUGAUUCAGAGACAGAAAAGCUGUGUCCUGGUCCAUCAACCCUUUGCUUUUCUGCUCUUGAGAAUCCCUGGACUGUGGAUUCCUUUAGUUUGGAGGUUGCUGACAUGGCCACCAUUGGAUAACAUCUGCCACUAAAUGGUGGAGAUGCUGGGUCUUGGGUUCCAGGUAGAUACCAUCUGAAGCCUAUCUGGAACUCUCAAGGAUAGCUGCCUUCCAGCCAGCAUCUUUUGGGCACUGUCUAACAGCAGUUUGAAGUCAGUGUCUAGAAGAGCUAGGAGCCUGGAAUUUGCGGCCAAAUGCAUCUCAGCUUCUUCAGCUCAUUGUCUCUUGCUCGUUUAUUACCUAAUCCUCCUGCCCCACCAGUGGAUAGUGGGAGGAAAAGGCGCUUCUCCUUUAACAUCAAAGCCUUUCCUCAUAAGUCUGCCUCUGUUCCUGGCAGAUAAGAGAGCAAGGAGCAGGGAGAAAGCUGGCAAGAUCGACUGGAUGCCUAGCUCCUGGUUAGACCCAGGUCUGGUGGCAGUUCCUGGCAGAUGAAAGGAGGCUGUUUCUAAAGCAUGUGCCACAUAGCUCCAUGUGAGCUCCGGCCCUUGCUCCCACCCUGAAAAUUGGUGACACCCACCAGAGACUGAGCUGCUGGCUAGUAGCUCAAGGAAGUUGAAUGAACCACAAGCCUAAGGUCUUCUGAAGACUUCAGGAUGUAAUUCUCCAUCAGAUUAUGCAGCAUUGAUGAAACUGCCCCGUACUGUUUGAUCAAUCUCAGCAGGCUUAGAAAAGUUAACAAGGAUGUGUCCCCUGACCUACCCACUAGUUGGCUGGCCUUGUCAUAACAUGAGACCCAUUUUGGUUAUUGAUGUCAGGUACUUUUUGAUCUGGAGUUCUCUCUCCCACUUGCUUUUCCAGAGCAGAAUACUGGGAUGCUUUCCAGAAGCGCACUUCUUACAGGAUGCCUAGAAGGACUCUAUUUAACUCUUGCUAUUGUGACCUGGGGACAGCCUCCCCUCCCCCAGGGCACCUAAGAGCCAAGGGUCAUGUGGCCAGUGGGUGACUCUGCAGAAGUGACUGCCUUUGCUAGAAGCACUCCUCGACAAGAGUCUCUUGUUGGCCAGUUGGUCAGAGGGCCUGCUUCCCAUGGGCACUGUGAGUGCCAAGGUGCGGGGCCUGGCUCUGCGCACCCAGGAAAAGUCUGCAGAUCCCCAGCCCCCCCGCAAUAAUUCACCAGACCAGAAGCCACUGAUGUACAGAGAACACUUAAGAAAAAUGUAUUUUAUGUGAAAAAAAAGUUAAAUCUCUGUAUACUGUAUCAGCAGCUUUGUGUAAAAAUGGCAAUCAAGAGAGUCUAAUAUAUUUAAAACCUUUUUUUAAAAAAAAAAUCCUCGCAGAUCUUUGAUAUUGUAUUGAAGUAACUUCCAGGUAAGCUCCUUGCCACACGUGGCAGUGGUGGGCCAUUCGAGACCGUGGCUCAACCACAUCCCAAAGGGGCGUGCCCCUGGAGUCACUUCCAUUUGCCAAGGCCUGUGACAGAAUUGGCUGUUAAAGAGUUUUUAAUUAAGAUGAAUUAAAUUCCUUUUAAUAACA
Odocoileus virginianus texanus is the source of this 6255-nucleotide messenger RNA. RefSeq names its product protein phosphatase 1 regulatory subunit 16B (gene PPP1R16B). Gene Ontology annotation, biological process: establishment of endothelial barrier; regulation of sprouting angiogenesis. The record is from RefSeq and is a predicted model, not a curated record. Gene Ontology annotation, cellular component: cytoplasm. Gene Ontology annotation, molecular function: enzyme inhibitor activity; protein binding; myosin phosphatase regulator activity. Lineage: Eukaryota; Metazoa; Chordata; Mammalia; Artiodactyla; Cervidae.